AGCAACACAACUGUCGAAUUUCCGGAUGAAGUAAAAAACAAAAAAUUGAAAAGCGAGUAUAAAAUAAAAUACACUCAAGGUACAGUUACGACCAAGUGCUUGCGCAUAAUUACAGAUGACGAGGCGUCGGUUUGCCAGUGGAGGAGAUGGUAUUCGACUUAUGGUCGCCGAUCGCCAGGUCGUUGGUCAUGGAAUCAAUGGGCGACCCAUAUACUUCGAUAGUCCGGACUGCCCUUUUCCGGCUAUUCGAUAUCGGGAGGUUAGCCCAGAGUUGUGUGCCCUACGUGAAAAGGAGUUGGACGACUGGAAGAAGCUGUCGCUGGAUGAAAAGAAGCAAUUAUACCGAUAUAGCUUCUGCCAAACAUAUGCAGAAUUCCAGCACAUUACACCCGAAUGGAAGAUGUGUCUGGGCGUCGCUUUGUGGCUUGUGUCAAUCGGAAUCGCGAUAUCGAUAACUAUGAAGACCGUUCUCUAUGGAAAACUGCCGGAUACGUUUAACGAUGAGCGCCAGUCGGCCCAAUUGCGGCGCAUCAUCCAGCUGCAAAUGAACCCAAUAACUGGACUAGCGUCCAAAUGGUGCUACCGAGAGAACAAGUGGAAGUAGCACAUCAACACGAUGAUUUUCCGUAAACUAUGUACAGAAACGUAACUAGCAAAAUACAAUUCAACAGC
This is a messenger RNA of Drosophila melanogaster (fruit fly), 672 nucleotides long. RefSeq names its product cytochrome c oxidase subunit 4-like (gene COX4L). The record is from RefSeq and is marked reviewed. Gene Ontology annotation, cellular component: mitochondrial inner membrane; respiratory chain complex IV. The transcript is spliced from 2 exons. Gene Ontology annotation, biological process: mitochondrial electron transport, cytochrome c to oxygen; oxidative phosphorylation. Lineage: Eukaryota; Metazoa; Arthropoda; Insecta; Diptera; Drosophilidae. Bases 116 to 604 code for a protein of 162 amino acids.